This is a messenger RNA of Penicillium angulare, 1149 nucleotides long. It is a transcript of the gene gmtA, whose product is annotated as GDP-mannose transporter. The coding region runs from base 1 to 1149 and encodes 382 amino acids. The transcript has 4 exons. The record is from RefSeq and is a predicted model, not a curated record. Gene Ontology annotation, biological process: transmembrane transport. Gene Ontology annotation, molecular function: antiporter activity; GDP-mannose transmembrane transporter activity. NCBI's taxonomy places the organism in Eukaryota, Fungi, Ascomycota, Eurotiomycetes, Eurotiales, Aspergillaceae. Gene Ontology annotation, cellular component: Golgi apparatus.
AUGGGCGAAGAUAAGAAGACCGACGACUAUGCCGUCGACAUGGAUAAGCUGGACCAAGGGAACAAGGAAUUCGAGGCAGCACCACCACCACCGCAGAUUCGCCCGGCUCCUCCCAGCAGCUCGUCUGAUAAUCCCAUCUUUCCUGUGUUGUCGUACUGUGGUUCGUCCAUCUUGAUGACUGUCAUGAACAAGUAUGUUCUGUCAGGUCUGGACUUCAAUCUCAACUUCUUGCUCCUUAUGGUUCAGUCCCUUGUCUGUAUCGCAGCUAUUCAAACUGCCAAAUCUAUGGGUUUCAUUACCUAUCGUGACUUCAGGAGCGAUGAAGCCCGAAAAUGGUUCCCGAUUACUUUGUUGUUGAUCGGCAUGAUCUACACUGGCUCCAAGGCCCUCCAAUUCCUCUCGAUCCCCGUGUACACUAUCUUCAAGAACUUGACCAUCAUUCUUAUCGCAUACGGUGAGGUCUUGUGGUUCGGUGGCUCCGUCUCCGGUAUGACGCUGUUCUCCUUCGGCCUGAUGGUUUUCAGCUCCAUUAUUGCCGCCUGGGCCGAUAUCAAGCACGCUGUGGAGAGCAGCGGUGACACCUCGAGCAAGGUCUCGACCUUGAACGCUGGUUACAUCUGGAUGAUGAUCAACUGCCUUUGCACUUCAUCUUAUGUCCUGUUCAUGCGCAAGCGCAUCAAGUUGACCAACUUCAAGGACUUUGACACCAUGUACUACAACAACUUGCUGUCUGUCCCGGUUUUGAUUGUCGCAACCCUCAUUGCUGAGGACUGGUCAUCCGCCAACUUGGCACGCAACUUCCCCGAGGCCAACCGCAACGGCAUCUACCUGGCCAUGAUUCUGUCUGGUCUGUCAUCCGUCUUCAUUUCCUACACCUCCGCCUGGUGUGUGCGUGUCACCUCAUCUACCACCUACUCCAUGGUCGGUGCCUUGAACAAGCUCCCAAUUGCUGUGUCAGGUCUGAUCUUUUUCGAUGCCCCUGUCACAUUCCCCAGUGUAUCUGCCAUUGGUGUUGGUUUCGUCUCCGGUAUCGUCUAUGCCGUGGCCAAGAUCAAGCAAAGCGCUAAGCCCAAGACUGGCGUUCUGCCCACCUCCAACCCACUUGUCAGUGCCAGCACUCAGAGCAUGCGCGAUUCAUUGCGCUCUUAA